This is a messenger RNA of Chroicocephalus ridibundus (black-headed gull), 5655 nucleotides long. It is a transcript of the gene UBXN2A, whose product is annotated as UBX domain protein 2A. The coding region runs from base 3218 to 4099 and encodes 293 amino acids. The record is from RefSeq and is a predicted model, not a curated record. Gene Ontology annotation, biological process: autophagosome assembly; membrane fusion; proteasome-mediated ubiquitin-dependent protein catabolic process. The transcript has 6 exons. Lineage: Eukaryota; Metazoa; Chordata; Aves; Charadriiformes; Laridae. Gene Ontology annotation, cellular component: cytosol; nucleus. Gene Ontology annotation, molecular function: ubiquitin binding.
GUUCCUGUGGGAAGAGGCUGGGCCGGGCCAGCGCGUUCCGCCGCAACCGGCGCUCCCUCAGCACCGACCGGACUUGAACUUGGCGUCGCUGGGGCCGUCUUGAGGCGGGAGGGUGGGCCGAGCCUCCCCGCUGCCUCCGCCCGGCGGCCCCCGGUGCCGUCCCGCCUGGAGCUGGGCGUCCCUCAGGGCAGGGGGGUCGUUACCCGGCCCGGCCCCUUCCUUGGGCGCCCUGAGGCGUUACUCCGCCGUGCUGCUACCGUGGUGUAGUCUCAUCGUCACUUCAGAAUACCUCACCGCCGCCGCGGGGGGCUGGCGGGGGCUGCUGCGCAGGGCGGGGGCUGGGCGGGCAGGGCCCAGGCCGUGUGGGGGAGCGCGGGUCGGCCCAGGUGCGGUCAGCCCAGGAGGGGGGGUUGGGGUUCUCUCCAAAAUGCUCAGCCCUUCUGGGCAGCUGGAGAGGAAACGCCUGUGCUGGGGUCUUCCCCUGAGCAUACCGGUCGCGUUGAGGCCGUUAGGUCUGGUGCUUGUCUUGCUUUUAAUUCGCGCUCGCCGUUUCUCUGGAGCUGCUUGUGUUUUUGUCAGACGGUACGGUUCGGUUUUCAGUCAUAAUUUCCGUGUGGCGUAGCGAUAGUCUGCGCUCUGCUGUAAACCGUUUUCAACUGGAGAAGUUUACUUUCUGCCAAAGUUAGCAAGGCGGGCUCUCGCGGGGGAGGGGGCUGCCUGCGCUGGCUCGAGUAUUUCUGCCUGUCAGAGCCGGGAAAGCAUCAAAAGGUACUUUCUGUUUUGUUUUCCUUGCGUUAAAAUAACUGGAUGCGUGGGCUCAACAAUACUGAGCACAAACAUAUCUGCUGAAACUAAUAUGCGUGUAACUGUGUAGGUGAAAGCUGCCUGUUUCAAAGACCUGGCGGUGAAGGGCCGCGGCUGGGACAGUGGCCGGUCCCCCGUGGUCGCGGGGAUGGAGAGAGGCGGCGGACGCCGCUCCGUGCCAGGAAAGAGCAGGGGUGUCCCGCCACAGCUACCAGAUGCAGUAGUGGUGGGCUGCUGGCAGCUUCAGCUUCUUCCUGUGUUUCACAUUUAAUUUCCGGAGGUGGAAGUUCAGUUCUGUGAUACCUUUUAUCACAGGCGCAAAAACAAAUAAAUAAAUAAAUAGGUACCAACACUCGUUUUUAAGUGACAUCUAGGGAUGUGUGUCAGAAGUUGGCGGGAGAGGCUGUUGGGGCUAGUUGGGUUGGCUUGCUGAGCUAAAGUGCUUGCCGUGCAGUCUCAUUGCUAUCUCCUAAUGGCUUUUUGGUCAAAAUAAACACCAAUAUGCUGUAUAAGCUUAUUUCUUUACCUUGAUACAUCAACACAAACAUUUCUUCUAAGUGUAAUUGCUGUUGUUCUUUAAAAGGAACAGCAAAGUUCACAGCUGACCAGUUUUGAAUGCUGUUCAUGCACAUUUGAGGCCAGCCUAAUGUAGCAAAAGAAUUAAUUUGAAGAGCUGCUUCAUUGUGUCUGUCUCUUUUUAACAGCUCUGAUGACAAGUCACAGAAUCAACAAAAGCAGAUGGCUGGAGGUGGCUUUUGUUGCUUUGGGAGUAGUCUAUUGAAUAGUGAGAGAUUAGAAGAUAAGCACAUUAACACAAAGCACGAAAAAUUACUUUGUACUGAAGUGUGUUAAAACUUAAUUUGGGAAAGUUUGAAAAAUUGGUAUUUUUUAAGCACUCCUAAUUUCACUAUACUUAGUCGAUACUGAAAGUUCAUUUUUUCCAAGUGUAGGUACAAAGUUCCAAGUACAGCAAUCAGAUAUGCUUAUAAGGUCAUACUGUACCAGCACAGGCUUGCCUGAUAUGUGUAAUGGUCUGGCAGAAGAUUAGUGGGGAAAAAAAAGACUAUACUGCAUCUGAUGUGACAUGUCAAAGGUAUGCUAAGUAUACUGUUGUGACCUAAUGCAUAACAGCAUUGGUUAGACUGAAGGCUGCCUAAACUUUAAAACCUGUUACAGACGUAUUAACUGAAUCUUUUCACUUGUUUUCUGAAGGCUUAUGUACAUUUCUACAGACGUGUCUCACAAGGAUUUAACUUUCAGGAUGGAAGAAUACCAGUAUCAGCCUCCUGAGGAACAUGAAUUAGUACUGAAUAACUGAAUGAGGGGUUUUUUGUUAGUCUGCAGUGAAUGUUGUUUCCCCUUAUCCUCUCCAUCUUGUUAAACUGGAUGUCAAAACCACUUAAAAUUUAUUUUAGUCUUGCUGUGCAUGCUACUUACAUACUACUAGAAGUAUGAUGGCUGUCACUGCUUGAACUGAUGUUAUUUAAAAGCCAUGCACAAUAUCGUGACUUAGUCCCGAACCUCCCAUCAUCUGUGUAACCUGUACCCAGCAGUCUUCAGGAAUCACUCUUUAAACAUAGUUGCAACUUAAAAUUUCUGUUCUCCAGGGGGCUUGUCUAAUUUUAGAGUGAUUUUUAUUAUUUUUUAAGGGUGUUUUGGUUAGUCUCUGGCUUUUUUUUCGCUUUCUGUAACUUUUUUUCAGAGACCUCAGAAGUGAGUGUAAUGAGAUCAGUAUGGCAUUCUUCAUUUCUCUUGGCUCGGCAGACUAAUCCUGUAGUAUGUUAGUACUUGCAAAUGCAGGAUUUUCUUUCCAGCUAAGGGGUAGACCAGAAAUGAAAAUUCACAGUUUCUGGGAUGCUGCACCAAUAUGUUGUGGUAUGGUAGGAAGGGGAACCUGGCACAUCUUGCACCUUCCAGCAAUGCAGACUGUUAAGGUGAAGGUCAUUAGAAUGCCUGCAGUGCCAGUGCAGUUUUUCUGCAGCUGUCUCAGUGUUGUGAAAAAUCAGGGGAGUUUAAAUCAUGCUGCUCAGAAAAGGAAUGUGGUAUUUUUUCCCUGCUUACUGUAGGUAUGGACAUGUAUUUUCAAUUCAGAUGAUUACUGUGGAAUUUAUUUUGUACAGUUAUGAAAAAGCGAUCUUCCUUUUGAACGUCUGAAACCGAUGCACGGUUCAUGUGUCAUUAAAUUAGAAACUGCAGGAAAACAAAGAACCAUCUGGAGACUUGGUGGGGGGGAGGUUGAUGUUUCUGGUUAAAUGUACUAUCAACACAGGAAAAAACUAUAAAGAGUGUUUCAGACACAAAAGGAGGCAAGUGUGCUGGGUGUUUUGUCUGAUGGAGUUUUUUGGGUUUUUUUUUGUUUUGUGUUGGGUUUUUUUUUAACCAUCUUCUUUUCAUAAUUAGGUGAAACACCAGAAUGAGAGACAUGGACAAUAUCAAAACUGUAAAGAAAGAAUGGAUGUGUAGAUCGGGAACCAACGAUCGCAUUUUGAAUGGUACGGAACAAAACUGUGACUACUUGGUAGAUAACCUUUUUGAAGAAGCACAGAAGGUUGGUGCUAUAUGUAUGCCCCCAACUACGGUCAAGAAUCAGGUUGAUGUAAUCAUUAAACUUUGGAAAAAUGGGUUUACAGUAAAUGACGGUGAGCUUAGGAGCUACACUGAUGUUGCAAACCAGCAGUUCUUGGACUCCAUUAAAAAAGGGGAACUGCCUUUUGAGCUACGCAAAGUUUUCGAUAAGGAGGAGGUAGAUGUGAAAGUGGAAGAUAAAAAAGAUAAGGUGUAUUUGUCAUCGAAAAAGCCAAUGUUUCAUCCCUUUUCUGGACACGGUUACAGAUUAGGAAGCGCUACUCCAAGGAUAAUCUCUAAAGUAAGAGAUGAUCAUCAAAGACCUGACAACAAGAGACGCCUGCCUUUAGUACCCUUAAAUGAGUUGGAGCCUAUCACUAACAUCCAGAUCUGGUUAGCUGAUGGGGAAAGGAUAAUUCAGAAGUUCAAUGUUUCUCACAGAAUAAGCCAUGUCAGAGACUUCAUAACAAAAUAUCAAGGAUCAGAGGGAAGUGUUCCCUUCACACUGACUACUUCGUUGCCGUUUCGAGAGCUGCGAGAUGAGACACUCACGCUAGAGGAAGCCAAGUUGCAAAAUGCUGUUGUUGUUCAAAGACUUCGGAAAACAACUGAGCCUUUCAGACUCUUAGUGAUAAAAGCACCUGACAGUGACUAUAAAACUGCUACUACACCUAAUGGACAGCUCAAGAAUGAGCAAAAAAAUGCUAUCAAAAGUACAAGAUCAAAUUAACUUUUAACUGGCCAAAAACUACAUACAGGUGGAACUAGACAAAACCAAAAAUGUAACCAGCGAUAUCUGGAUGCACUCUCAUCCUCACGUACUGUGCUCUUAGAGAGCAAAAUGUGUGCUGUGCUAUCAUCUGCUGUAACAGAAGUAUUUUCCACUAAAUUGGGUGGCCAGAGCCUGGCUAUACAAUGUAGCAGAGGUAACUGUACUACAGGUCAUCCUUAGAAUUUCCUUAGGUAGAAAGCUUCUUAGUUCUUUAAUGAGUGUAUUUAGGCAGAACAGUUCUCUGAGACUUAAUUACUACUGAUAGCACCUUUUAAGGAACAAUAGUAUUUAUUUUUGCACUUUGGACUAAAGUGAAACUGAACUGGUUGGUUUCACUUACAUUUCGGUGUAAGCUGCUGCAGUUUGCAUUCUUCUCACAGUUACUUUUAGGCAACAGGUGCUGCAGGGAAGUUCACAUUUGAACUCUUAACUAACUUGAAAAUCUUCAGUAUCAGUAUCUUCAGGAUUUAACUUUUAUCAUAAGAUCUGCAGUAUAAUGUUCUAUCAAGCCUUCACAUGGUGGUAGGUGCAUGUGUGAGAAGACAGAAAUGAGGUAGUCUGGUGCAUACUGCAUACGAAGUGCCUCAAAAUAAGCUCUGAAGGAAUUGCUGUUACCAAUGGUUGAAGCGUUUUCUGCCUCUCUUGUGCUGCUACGGGUGUCUUGCAGAUAGGGUGAUGUUCAACUACCUAGCUUAUUAGGAUAAAAAUCCACUUUUAGCCUUGUCACACAAAAACUUCAGCUUUUCUGGAGAUUACCAUACAGGAAUAGUGGCUUAGAGGGACACAGUUGUUUUUGUACUAUGUAUCUGCCUCUGUCCUGAACUGGCCAGCUGAUUGAGAUGCUAAUUGCAUGUGGCCAAGUUUCAAAGAUGCUGAAAAUCAUUAUUUGAAAACUGAGGUUUCUUCCUCCUCUGUGCCUCAUUUCCGUCUGAAUCUUUUAUUUUACUGUUCAUGUACUUGAGACUUAAAAUGUGUAGCCAACUAUUCCAUGUUUUGCUAAAUGAGAAAUCAACAUAAAGACUAAAUAUUUUGUACUAUGUUUGCUGAGCAGCAUGUGGGUUUGUGAAUGGAACUAGAGUCUCUAGGUAAGACUUAUCCGGGGGCCUUCAAGAGUGCUGACUAGUUUGUGCUACUUGCACAAAUGGAGGAUUUUGGGGGUUGUAGUUCUUUUGUGUGGAUAAAUCAAAGAUGGGUUUGGGAUUUCCUGUUUUUUUUCUGAACAGAAAAUGACAUAAUUGGAGUGAUUUGAAUUCUAUCUAAAAGUCACGUUACUUCAAACUAGGGAUGCGCUUUCUUCAUUCCCAGGGAUGAAAAAGUCUUUUGCUUCAGCAUCUCUCCUGGUAUGUUUGAGGGCAGUGAAAUGAAAGUCAAGUGCACAAAUAUCUAUUCAGUGCAUUCAGAAAGCAAAUCUGAAAACUAUGCAGUUAACUGUUCUCAGUGCUAUAAACUUGAUGUGCUACUGUGUUAUUCAGGUUUAUGUUGCAAAUAAUGCAAUUAAAUUCUGUUUGCUCUUG